Messenger RNA from Acipenser ruthenus (sterlet), 1530 nucleotides. Its product is annotated as ras-related protein Rap-1A. The transcript is spliced from 8 exons. The record is from RefSeq and is a predicted model, not a curated record. Gene Ontology annotation, cellular component: plasma membrane. NCBI's taxonomy places the organism in Eukaryota, Metazoa, Chordata, Actinopteri, Acipenseriformes, Acipenseridae. Gene Ontology annotation, biological process: negative regulation of synaptic vesicle exocytosis; cellular response to cAMP; Rap protein signal transduction. Gene Ontology annotation, molecular function: GTP binding; GDP binding; GTPase activity. Bases 178 to 735 code for a protein of 185 amino acids.
AUUAAAGUGGACGCUGCUGGCAGGACUCGCAUUGCACUUCAUUGUUUCUUGGGUAGAGUUACUGCCAGAUGAAAAAGGAGAAGGAGCAGCAGAAUUAAACACCAAGCUGGCUUUUUAGUUCAGCUUGUGCAGUUUCAUGUCUAAGAUUGUGACGCUGUUUGCUGAACAGGCCACACUAUGCGUGAAUACAAGCUAGUGGUCCUCGGCUCUGGGGGUGUGGGGAAGUCUGCUCUGACAGUACAAUUCGUACAGGGAAUAUUUGUUGAAAAAUAUGACCCCACAAUAGAAGAUUCAUACAGAAAGCAAGUGGAAGUAGACGGACAACAAUGUAUGCUUGAAAUUCUCGACACAGCAGGGACAGAGCAGUUCACAGCGAUGAGAGACCUGUAUAUGAAGAACGGCCAGGGUUUCGCUUUAGUAUAUUCUAUUACAGCACAGUCAACGUUUAACGACCUCCAGGACUUAAGAGAACAGAUCCUACGAGUGAAGGACACUGAAGAUGUCCCAAUGAUUCUGGUCGGCAAUAAAUGUGAUCUGGAGGACGAGCGGGUCGUGGGGAAGGAACAGGGUCAGAACCUAGCAAGACAGUGGAACAACUGUGCCUUUUUAGAGUCGUCUGCAAAGUCAAAGAUCAACGUUAAUGAGAUCUUUUAUGACCUGGUCAGACAGAUCAAUAGGAAAACGCCAGUGGAAAAGAAAAAGGCUAAAAAGAAAUCGUCCUGCCUGCUGCUGUAAGAGUCCAGCCAGCAGCAGCAGCAGCAGCUCUGAGCAAGAAUGCAGGAAUGAAGAACUGUUGCCCAAAUUGGAAAGUGCCAGCAUUCCAGAUUAAUACAAAACAAUUCGAAAGUUACAACCUAUCUGAAGAGGCUCCUGUGCUUUUUUUGUAUCGUUUAACUGAAGAGUUUCGGAGGAUGGAUUGGAACUGUCGUCCCCCGACCCCCCCCCCCCCCCCACCCGCAUCGCUUCUUGGCAGAAAAAAAACAACAGUAUUUUCACCUUUGCAAUAGUAAUUAAAAGAUAAAAAUAAUUCUAUUUGAAUUUAGUUGUAUGAUCAUAUGAACGCAUGGACACAUUUCAAAUGUUAGAUGUUGCAAGUUAAAUCAAGAAUUGAUAACAUAUUGGCCUUUUUAUUCUCAUAAUCCCCCUUUUCUUUCUUAAGUACUAACAGUCCAGCGGUAACAGUUUGAAUUCCAGUGGACUGACAUCACAAAUAGCAUCAUCUUUCUGAAGUGACAUCAUCUUUCUGAAGUGACAUCAUCAUUCUGAAGUGACUUCAUUUUCUAUCCUGGGAGUUAAGGAAUUCCAUCCCUUUAAUAUAUUCCAAUUCAAAUGUUUUGUGUGUAAUGCUUUGGAAAAAUGGGUCUUUUAUAGAAAAACAAACUGUGGGAAAACACAAACAAACUGAUUUCUAUGUCUCUCGAAGCUAAAAUAUAUUCUACUAAACCAACUCUAAUGUUGCUUCGUGUGUUUUACUGUCACAAAUUAAUUUUCAGCUUUUAUGAAUGAUUAAAUUUUAGUACAUUUUCAUUA